GUUCAUGACCACGAACACACUGUAAACCCAACGAUGCCCAGGGUCACAAGAUGUCAAGAUGUCGUCGCAUAUCGUAUACAGUAAUGUGAACCGCGGCAAAGAUGUUACCGAUGCCGAUGACCACGAGGACAACAACAACAACAACAACAACGAGAGCCUCACUUUGUUCGCCGGCCAAAAACUAUGGUUCUCGCACUCGGUUCCUCAACGCAAGUGGCUCAUCGAGAACGCCCGAGCCAACGGUGCCGUUAUCGUCAACGUAGACACCAAUGCAGAUAUCAAACUUGUCGACCAUACUCGAAAAAAUCAGCCCGUCGGAGCGUAUUCCUAUCGAUAUGUCGAGUUGUCCAUUAGGCGUGGACAGCUGGAAAAUCUUGCAGAUCAUGCUGUCGGAGUUGCCACAAGAGUCGCGAGACCAGUCGGGAGCACUACCACCGCUCCUAAAGGUUCGAGAGUGCCCUACACGGAAGAAGACGAUCAGUUUUUGUGGAAUUGGAUGAAGCCUUUUGAGGAUAGUGGAGGAGCAUACAAGGGAAACGAAAUCUACAAACAAAUUGAGCAGGUCAAUCCACGUCACACCUACCAGAGUUGGCGAGAUAGAUGGUUGAAGGCCACCCGAUUUCAGAAGAGACAGGUGACGAAGCGCGCAGAGCCAGAGCAGCAAGAAAGAUAUUCUCUCCCAGAAGAAGAACCUCGACCAGCCCUGAUUCUACCUGACAGCCCCGGACACAGACCAGAGCCAGAUCGCUCAACCAGGACUGCAUUGCUACCUAGGAAGAGAAAGCUGGUAACGGUCCAAGACGACGCGGCCUCUGAAGAGCAGCCUCGACAAUCAUCCGAGGCUCCAAGAAGACUCGCGAGCCCUGAACUGCAUACCACUGCCAUCUCGAUUGGCCGCGCACGGCCAUCAUCGAACCGGGAUGACGCAGCGGCCCAAAACGACGUGUUGGACAACGAACAGUCCCAGAGAAGCGGGCGCAACGGGAGUACUCAGGAUCAUCUUGAAGACGAGGAACUCCACACGGAAAACGAGAAGCGAUUUUUGGAUGAUAUUCGAGGUCCAUUUUCCAAAGCAGACUCUCUUCCGCUUUACAGAUUGGUCCCGAAAUUGAGUCAUAUGGGUCUCGAGGAAUUCGAUGAUGUAUGGAGACAAAUGGUAUCGUCAGAAGAUUAUAAGCACCAUACCGCCAAACAGUGGAAACAUUGGUUCGAGUAUCGCGUUUUGCCAGACUACUGCAGGAUAGAGCAAGUGGCGAUGGAUCAAAUCGCACCCUACAUGUCCAUACAGGAGGAGAACACCUCAUCUGGCGGUGAUAAUGACGAUAACGAUGGCGAAGAUGAUCAGCCCGCUGACGGCGACGCGGGCAUGAACAAGUACCAGGACCAGGACUCGGAUGAAGACCCAAGCAGGUGCGCCAACUGCUACACGAUGGACGCGCGGAAAUGGCAUCGCGACACGAAGGGACGACUUUUGUGCAACCCAUGUGCGGUCUUUUUGAGGACCCAUGGAGUUCCAAGACCUUCAACCAUGGGCCUGGUGAACCAGAAUGCCCCGGAGGAUGAUCGAACCCCAGAUCCGUCUGGCCUGCAGACGCCCUCCCGUACUUCUCCUCAAAAACUUUCAAUUACCCCUAUUGUCGCCUCUAUCAAAGUAUCUCCGAAAAUCUUCCCUGCGGACGUGAGCAAUUUUGCAGGCGAUGAAUCGAAAACCCUGCGACUACAACGCGACAUGAGAUCUCCUUCUUUUCAGCCAGAGUCUCCAACAUUGAUCAGAGCUCCAGGACCAAACGAGGCCAGGAAACGAAGCACGGGACCUGGCCGCGGCUCCCAGUCACAAUCCACCCAGAGCACCAAUGGAACUAGCAACCAAAGCAAUACCCAAUCCUUUUCGCAGAUUCAUGGACUGUCAAUUGACGAAACCCAACAGGAGAAGGUUCAGACAAAUUCUGAGGAGCAUACGAGAAGAAAGGACGGAAGGCCAACAAAUACUGCGCCCUCGUUCAGCUUUAUAACCUCCAGUAACCGUGACAGACCACGCCUGCAUGAUGGACCGGACAAUCUCGAUAUUCAGCAGAACUCCUCCCUCAGCACGGACAGAGGUCCUCCUCGUGACCCACCGGUGGUUCACAGCUCUACAGAGACAGAUGUGAUAUUGAAUUCUCCCCCUUUGCCGCCUCGGAGUAAUUCACGGGAUUCACCCUUGCCACUUCCUGAGGGCUUCUCGCGUCUAUUCGUGGCACAAGAUGACAAUGGCGACGAGGAACUAGAAGUAAUGGGAGGACUUAGUACGCUUCGAGAAGAGGAGGAAGCUAUAUCAGAGGGUGGGAACGAUGAUGGCAUGACGAGUCCUCUGAGGGUCAGCCUGAUUGGCGAUGAAGAACAAUUUUCGCCCACCAAGAGUGAACCCUAUCACGAGGUUCGAGAAGAAUCUGAUGACGAGAUGGAAAGGUCGAGUCCCUACGGCGCGCCAGGUCACGAAGAUUCACAAAGGGACGCUUUGGGUUCGUACCAUACGGGUCGAGACACGAUGGAAGAAUAUGAAACAGCGCCGGAGCAACCACGAAAGCGUAAGAAGCCGAGUCGGCGACUCUCCACACCGGCGCUAUUCGGCCAGACGGACAUUGACGAGGACGUGUCUGCGUAUCUCGAGGUGGUCGAGCCCGAAGGUGGUUGGGACAGCAUUCUAGGUCCCGACCCCGCAGCAGAUGUCGGUGGCGGUGGUGCUGCUGAUGAAGCAUCCACCGGCGGUACUGAACUACUUGACGACGACGAUGAUGGUGGUGGUGGUGGUGGCGCUGCUUAUCGGCGAGAUCUCGAAAACGACGUCCGCCCUGGCGAAUUUCUGAUCGAUACGUGGUGCAGACGUCAGAAGGGGCGAAUCCCCAACGUCCCUGAUGCGUUUCUGCUCCAAGCGGCGCACUGCACGACCCAAGAAUACGGGCCCAAAACCGAACAGAUGGUCGAAUACUUCCUCGAUCGGUGGCGGCGGAAGAGGCAGCGCGUUUCGGCGGAUCGGUUUGGGAGGCGACGCCCUUCCAAGACUGACCUCGAGCCACCCUCGAACGUGCCGGGUGUAUGGACCGAUGGAGACGACGAGUCGCUCAAGUCCGCCGACGCCGGUCAGAGGCGACGAGUCGUGGACAAGCACGGCCAGGAUGCCUGUGCGAGACGCCUACGGUAUCUCAAGGAAUUCGAAGUCUGAAGGGGAAGCGUGGCGGACCUCUAGAGGUGUUGGCGGCGCAAAUCCUGGAGAGAAAACGUGGCUCGCCGAUCGUGGAGAAAAUGUUCAUGUGCACAGGGUACUUUGCCUGGCCGACAUGGCGGAGAAAAGGGCGACGCUCAUCGAUGUGGGCUUCGAGAUUCAUUCAAGGUUUGGCAUCCGUCCCACCGUCACGACACUCGAGAAGUUUCUUUCCAAAGGAGGAAGGGGAGGGGGUGGAAAGGAAAGGAAAGACAUGACGAUAUGACGGAUGAUAUCACGGAUUCUUUUCUUCUUGGUUUGGGGUUCAUUCGAGGACUUGUAUGGUGAAAAAGAUACCCCGAGUAGUUUGUCCCUCAGGAGGUACACGGAGUAUAUACUCGGUUACACUUCUCCAAUAAGAUGGCGCAUGAACGCGAGAAAAUGGCGACAUGGACUUUUGUACUCCUACCACUUCAGCCAGGCCUUUCUAAACCAACCUGUGAAAGGAUAUAAAGAGUAUCAAUUACAGUCCUUCCGACGAAGAGCAUCGAGUUGCAGUUUUGGAUUCCCAGAUGCGCUGCGGUGUGCGUGAUUCGGAUCAUUCUUGAAUUUCAUCUUAUCUUCAUCUCGUCUUUCUCUUUAUCAUUACGGAGAGUAUAAGACCCCUCGAGGGAGUCUGGCUCUAGUGUGGUCUGGCAUUUUAUCUACCCGAGGCACACUCUUGCUGGACGAGAUCUGCUGCUUUCUCGAUUUUGUUGCAGUCAGAGGUUCCAAGCUCGAGCAGUUUCUCCUGGCCAGAGAUAUGCCUGCCCGAGGAGAAUCAGCAUCAGGGGGCUCGAGUUAUCGACAAUCCAGAGCACUCUAACCCCAGCAGCCGCGGGUCUUGCGGCCCCUGAAGAACCGCUUGUCGAAAAGGAGACCUUUUCCCAGCCACAGUCUCUGUUCAUGGGCGCAUGUUGGAAGAAGAUUGAUCUCCAAGCCCUCCGAUGUUAAUCAACGUCGCGCACACGUCUCAAUGGGGACUGAAGAUCCACCAUCACUGCCUGCCUGCCUGCCUCCCUUCCUUCCUUUUUGUACGACCCCAGCGCCAUGCGUAACAAACCUACUUUGCCCAAAAAUAUCAGAGGAGCAGCAGCAGCACCAGCCCAAAAGUCAAUAAGAAAUAUCAUAGAAACCUUUCCUUCACCCUUGUUCGC
This is a messenger RNA of Exophiala oligosperma, 4377 nucleotides long. RefSeq lists its product as uncharacterized. The transcript has a single exon. Gene Ontology annotation, cellular component: shelterin complex. The record is from RefSeq and is a predicted model, not a curated record. NCBI's taxonomy places the organism in Eukaryota, Fungi, Ascomycota, Eurotiomycetes, Chaetothyriales, Herpotrichiellaceae. Gene Ontology annotation, biological process: telomere maintenance via telomere lengthening; regulation of DNA-templated transcription. Gene Ontology annotation, molecular function: telomeric repeat DNA binding; zinc ion binding. The coding region runs from base 59 to 3202 and encodes 1047 amino acids.